Messenger RNA from Daucus carota subsp. sativus, 1794 nucleotides. Its product is annotated as probable sugar phosphate/phosphate translocator At3g17430. Bases 347 to 1498 code for a protein of 383 amino acids. Gene Ontology annotation, cellular component: trans-Golgi network; Golgi apparatus; endosome. The record is from RefSeq and is a predicted model, not a curated record. The transcript has 11 exons. Gene Ontology annotation, molecular function: antiporter activity. NCBI's taxonomy places the organism in Eukaryota, Viridiplantae, Streptophyta, Magnoliopsida, Apiales, Apiaceae.
UCAAAGUUGCUCUCAUUUUCACCUUUUUUUUUCUUCUUACAUUUCACACUCCUCUGCAGACAUUUAUUCCCCUCAACUCAUCUACUUUCCAUAUAAAUUUUCUCCCCAUUUAUUACUGUUCAGGCCCUCUUCUUUUCAAGACUUGUUGGUGGGUUUGACCCAUUAAUAAUUUCGAGUUGAGUAUGAUUCAAGAUUCUAUGUGCUUUGAGAUCAACAAAAGCUGAGAGCUGAGUUUCAGGAUCGAAAAUAUCUGAUUUUGGGUGAAUACUGAGGAAGCUAAUUUGGGUGGUCGAUAUACGUCUUUGGAAACUGUUAAUGAUACACAAUUUUUCAAGAAACAGACAAGAUGAUGAUUAACAAGUCGAUUCUAUUCACCUAUCUGUACCUGCUAAUCUACAUUCUGCUCUCAUCUGGAGUUAUAUUGUUCAACAAGUGGGUUCUCUCUCCUAAGUACUUCAAUUUCCCAUUUCCAAUAACACUUACCAUGAUUCAUAUGGGAUUUUCUGGAGCGGUAGCAUUCUUCCUGAUUCGCGUUUUUAAGGUUGUGUCUCCUGUAAAAAUGACAUUUGAAAUAUACGCGACAUGUGUGGUUCCAAUAAGUGCCUUCUUCGCAUCAAGUCUUUGGUUUGGUAACACUGCUUUUUUGCAUAUAUCCGUGGCCUUCAUUCAGAUGCUUAAAGCCUUGAUGCCAGUGGCGACACUUUUUGUGGCUGUUUUGUGCGGCACUGAUAAGUUAAAAUGGGACGUUUUCUUAAACAUGAUGCUGGUCAGUGCUGGAGUUGUCAUCUCCUCUUACGGGGAAAUCCAUUUUAAUGUGAUUGGUACAACUUACCAGGUUACAGGGAUCUUUGCAGAAGCUCUGAGGCUAGUUCUAACACAAGUCCUUCUGCAAAAGAAGGGUUUGACUCUAAAUCCAAUUACAAGUUUAUACUACAUAGCUCCAUGCAGUUUUGCUUUUUUGUUUGUACCCUGGUAUUUCUUGGAGCAGCCCGGCAUGGAAAUUCCGCAGAUUCAGUUUAAUUACUGGAUCUUUCUAUCAAAUGCAAUGUGUGCUUUAGCGUUAAAUUUUUCAAUAUUCCUAGUGAUUGGUAGAACUGGAGCAGUUACCUUCCGAGUUGCUGGCGUUCUAAAAGACUGGAUACUGAUCGGCCUUUCAACCAUAAUAUUUCCGGAGUCUACAAUCAGUGCAUUGAACAUUACUGGAUAUGCAAUUGCGCUAUGUGGCGUAGUCAUGUACAACUACAUCAAAAUAAAAGAAUCUCACUCAACUCAACUCUCUCUCGAAGAUCUCCAAGAAAGAAAUACAAAGGAGUGGAAGUUAGAAAAGAAAUUGUAUGAUAUUUACGCGCCAGACAACAGCAAUGCAGAUACGGGAAGAACUGGCAGAGGAGUUAACUUUGUCUCCGAUCUGAAUGUCGAUCUUGAGUCGCCUCUUAUUUCGUCAAGAUUGUCUCAUAUAGGACGAACGCAACUAAGCAGUCGAGAUGCCUCGUUAUGACGACGCAUAAAUUGACUUAACAAAGAUUAAUCUACUCGCAAAUAUGAAGCACUGGAGUGCAGUUUUCUGCAUGUUGCAGAAUGCUGGAGCAUCACUAUUUCUCCAUGAGCCACACACUAAAACUUGUUUUCCAAACGUCUGUACAGAUAAGUUCGUGCGAGACAAAUCAUGCCCUAUCUAUUUACCUCUGUAGUUCGAAGGCUAAGGCUUCGUUGAUAUGCAUGGUUGUAAAAAUCGGAAAUCAUGAUUAACCAGUAAAGAGACUGAUUACGAAUUAAUCAGAUAUUUCAUAAUAA